Molecule: messenger RNA, 3189 nt
Organism: Thunnus maccoyii (southern bluefin tuna)
Lineage: Eukaryota; Metazoa; Chordata; Actinopteri; Scombriformes; Scombridae
Gene: stac
Product: SH3 and cysteine rich domain
Exons: 12
Coding region: 434-1774 (446 amino acids)
Biological process (GO): positive regulation of protein localization to plasma membrane; positive regulation of voltage-gated calcium channel activity; skeletal muscle contraction
Cellular component (GO): extrinsic component of cytoplasmic side of plasma membrane
Molecular function (GO): transmembrane transporter binding
Source: RefSeq, a predicted model, not a curated record
CCCCAUCCUUCCCUCCUUCCUUCCCUCCCUCUUUCGUCGCUCUCCGCCCAUCUGAGUAUUGGCAGUGUGCGGCGCAAGGCGCACAGCGUGGACUUGGAGAUGUCUUGGUAGCAUUACGCACGACAUGAUCAACGCGAAAGCCUCCCUUUAAACGGGUAGGACACUUUGAAGCUGAACUGAACGUACUUUCCAACUUUUAAUUUUGGAAACACUUCUCUCGCAGCCUCUUAAAGACGUUUUUCUUUUCGGAUGAGACUCGGAUCUUCACUUCGCAGCAGCACCAACAGCAGCAACAACAGCAGUGAGUCUGGAUGACUUCUCUUGUCCUCUGGUCACGGUGACUAUCGAGGAAUGGAAACCAUGUAAACAGCUGGGGGAGAAAACAAACACUACAGAGCAACAGUUUUUUUUAAAGAGAGCCCAGAAAGAGAGGAUGAUCCCGCCGGCCAACAUGAUUCAGGACCAAAGUGGGGGCAAAGAGGACGAACGGGACCAGAAUGAGACACCAGAAUCCCCGACGGCGAGAGCCAGUCAGCAGGAAACCAAGAAUACUGUGAGGCCUGAACAUCAGAAGCGCAAGCUGCAGAAACUCAAGCGCUCCUUGUCCUUCAAGACCAAGAGCAUCCGCAGCAAGAGUGCCGACAACUUCUUCCGAACCAGCAGCGACAACAAGACGGAGCUGCUGUCUGACGUGAGCAGCAGCACGGGCCAUCUCUGCAACAUCGGGAUGGCCCCGCCGCACACCACCAACCUCCCCAUCCCUCCGGUUCCUCCGGCCAUCCCGUGUGCUCCUCCUCCGACGUCGCGCUCCCAGUCACGCAACCCUCUGCAGGUGGACUCGGCGGGACACUGCUUCAUGGAGCACAUCUUCAAGAAGCCCACGUUCUGCGAUGUCUGCAACCACAUGAUCGUAGGUACCACAGCCAAGCACGUGGUGUUUUUGGCGGGGAACACGGCGAAGCACGGCCUGCGCUGCAAAGCCUGUAAGAUGAGCCUCCAUCACAAAUGUGAGAACGGAGUUGGACAGCAGCGCUGCAUGGGAAAACUGCCAAAAGGCUUUCGGCGGUACUACAGCUCCCCAUUACUGAUCCAGGAACAGUAUGGCUGCAUCAAAGAAGUCAUGCCCAUCGCAUGCGGCAAUAAGGUGGACCCUGUUUAUGAAGCCUUGAGGUUUGGGACGUCGUUGGCGCAAAAGGCUAAGAGGGCCAGUGGCUCCGAGUCUCCACACAGAAACUCGACCACUGACUUGGAUAAGGUUCCAGAGGAAGUGGUGGCUCACAGCAGCAGGCAGGAGCUGUCGAGAAAACACAGCGAUGAUGUUUUCACAGUUCUGGAGAACGGGAUGGAGCAUUACCACCAGCCAGAGAGAAAACCUGACGAUUCCCCGCUGGAGCAGAGCCAGCUACAGAAAGAUGUCCUCAAGCUCAACACCUAUGUGGCCUUGUUCAGUUUCACUCCCCAAGACAGCCAUGACCUGGAGAUGAGUGCGGGAGACAGAAUCUUACUGGCUGAUGACACCAAUGAUGACUGGUGGAAGGGGGUAAUUGAGGACAGGAUGGGUUUCUUUCCAGCAGCCUUCGCUCAUCAGGUGCGGGCUGGGGACCAAGUGUUUAGGUGUAACAGGACGUUUAUCGGUUGCAAGGAACAAGGCCAGAUCACCCUGAAGGAGGGACAGAUUUGUGUGAGCAGUGAGGGCGAACACAGCGGCUUCAUCAGAGUGGCGAGUGGAAAGAAGAGAGGCUUUGUGCCAUGUGACGUUCUGGAAAUCAUCUGAGAGAAACACUCAGAGACAUGAAGAGAGAUAGACAGGAAGAGAGAGAGAAAGAGAGAGAGAGAGAGAGGGGAGGUAGGAUCCACCGCCUGGAGGUCAGAGGAGGACAAACACUGAACCUACAAAAUGGCUACGAGAAAGCAGAAAUUGGAGCUUGGACUUCAUAAAAAUGAUGCUGCUUUUGUCACUGAGGACUCCGAUUUGUUUGCUGGUGAGAGUCUCAGAACCUUCCUCACUCCCUCUCAGUGCAAAGAGAGAGAUGCUGAGAUGACAGGCCGUUUUUUUGUUUGUUUGCAAGGAGAUUAGAUUAUCACUGGAUUUGUUUGAAUUCAUAGAACCAAUGUGUGUGUGUUUUUUUCCCCUCUUAGUUUUAUUCUGCUACAAGCUGUUUAUGUUCUGAAAGCGGAGCUGCCUAAGCAAAAGGAAACAAACACUUCUUACAAAGAUUAUUUUUCAAGGUUUUAGUACAUACAAUGGCAUGCCUCUUACAUAUAGUUUAGUUUUCUUAUGCUUUAGCAUUGCACUCCAAGUCUUUUAAUACAAAGUAGUCAACACAGAUUAUUUUUGAUGACAUAAUUCCUGACGCCAGAAAAUUAUGCACACGAUGGAUUUGAACAAAGAGCAUAUACAAUGAAAUAAGAACAUGGACUUACUUUCUUUAAAGUGUCAAAUCUCUUCUUAAGAACUUUCUGAAGGUUUCCAUGUUUCCGUCUCAUAACAGGAGAGAAACAGCAAAGCACAUCAGGUGCAACAAGAUGUGGGGGAGUACUUUCAGAGGAGUUCGACACAAUCAAAGACUUUAGAAAUUCUCACUGGUCUCCUAAAAAUAUCGGCCUUGGCUCAUUGCAAUCCAGCAUUUUCCUUAAUGGUGAUGGUCAAUACGCUGUUGUCACCACUAAAAUCAAAACUAUUUAAAUUGAAAUUGAAUUAUUUAACAAAUUUAACAUUUUUCAUUGUCUCCAAGCUGCAAAAUCUACUGGAUUUAUCUUUUAAGGCUUUAAGGCUAUUAAUUGAUUUAAUUUUCUCUGUUUUUGGUUGUAGCUUCAUUGCUAUAAAACAGAAGAGAGUGAGACAGGAUUUUUUUUAAUGAUUUUUAAUGGUCGAACCUCAUGUGAUCUUCUGAGAAUGCCCUGUGAACACAUGAUGGUGCCUUUAAGACAACUGUAAGAAAAUGAUGCAUUUCUAGUUAGCGUGUUAACUUUAAAUGUGAUCACUCUCAUGUGGCUUUCCUCUUUCUCUGCACAGAAUGCUCUGAACAGCAGUGGAGCACAUUUACGGCAAGGUGUUCCAUCAUAGUAGAUAUAGUAUAUCUCUUAAAAGGUUGUUCUGCACUGAAACUCGGCUCUAUUGAAUGUCCAAGAACAAUAUAUUGUACAUACUGUACGUACAAGAUUAAAAUUCCUUCUUUAUCACAAUAA